Messenger RNA from Drosophila eugracilis, 2163 nucleotides. RefSeq lists its product as uncharacterized. The transcript has 2 exons. Lineage: Eukaryota; Metazoa; Arthropoda; Insecta; Diptera; Drosophilidae. The coding region runs from base 1 to 2163 and encodes 720 amino acids. The record is from RefSeq and is a predicted model, not a curated record.
AUGCCUCGUCAAGUGAAACCCGAAGCGGAUGCAUCGAAUCGUGGAAGACAAAUUUCCAAAAUCAAGGACUCAAACUCGAAAACGCACAAAGGAAUUCCCGAGAAUGCUUUUAGCAAAUUUUCGUACAGUGCUCCGGUCUCAAAGUCGCUGCCCAGCAAUUUUUGCUUUCGCGAUGUCGUACUGGACUUUGGACUAGAAGAGAACGCUAAGCCAGUGCACGCGGACCCAAUGCCACCUCCAACCUCAUCUAGGGUAGUCAAGACUCGACGUCUGCCCACCAAAUAUUAUGGAAAGGAAGUGCUGAAACCAUCAGUCGAUGACGGGUUUCCGUCAAUACCACUAGAGUGGUUGAAGGAUCCAAAUUUUCGACCCAUAUCUCCCAUUAAGAAGAGCUUUGUGGAUGAGUACGAUUGUGACCUGCCUUCGUCGGAGAACAUUUUAAAAAAUUACAAGGCUUUGAAGGAUGGUUCGGUGCAUCCGUCGCAAGCUGAGUGGCCUUUGUGUUGUAUGAUAGGGCAGGAAAACUGCAAUACUCUACCUCCAAAAUCAGUGGAACCUCAAAUGUUCAAUCCAUCCCCCUCAAAAAAUGUUGAGCAAAAAGAAGUUUCCCCUGUUGAUGCCAUUCUCAACUGGGAAGUAGACGAAGAGAAUCACAAAGAUACCAGGGAGCAACGCAGGUUUCACGGAACAAAUUUGCACUUCGGUAGCAGGACUAUUGGGGUAGAAGAAGAGCGGGCCAUGAACGAUUGGAUAAAAUCCGAAGAGCUCCAAGUAUCUCUGAGUGAUAUAGAAGAGUUUGAUAAGCUAUUGAGCCUAGCUAUGGACUAUGAGAAAAAUCGGGAUGUUCUUUUCGACUUAUUAAAGCCCAAGAGUCUUACUGGCAAAUAUGUAGUGGAUGUGAGAAAGGAGGUACCCGUGAUAGAAUUAUUACCCCGUAAAUCUGAUGUGGUGGAGACGCAGUUGAGGAAACCUUCGCACGAUGACCCUGAGCCCGACGAGGCCAGUGCGGUUUUCCAAGACAUUGAAGGGCCACUGGAAAACCUUCAACUGACUGAACAAAGACCAAAAAAGCCCAUUAUUCUCGAUGUUCAAGAUAUAGCACCAUUAUCCCCUAAGCCGGCAGAUGAGGCAGAAGUCCAGGAUUGGCUUCAGCAAUGUAGCAAAACUAUUUCGAUGCAACUGCAAUCCAUCAUCAAUGAGGAAAGGUCAAAUCAUCCAAAACCAUCUACAGAACCGGAACUCAUCGAUUUCGAGAGCGAGAUCACCAAGGAGCAAAUGAAACCGAGGAGACCAGGCGAAGGCAACACAGCAUCCAUGGAAAGUGGAUGGCAGAGUUCCUUUAGAGUUCGCCUUGAGGACUUUGAAGAUAUCAUUGACCAGAACAUGACGGAAUACAGAGAUCCAUUUGCCAAGAGGCUCCGCUCAAAGUGGUACCAGCAAUACGGGUUCCAGUCGGAAGAGAAUUUAAAGAGAUCCUUAAUGCUUCCACCCUUAUCAGGCUAUCUGGACAAGUGUCUCCAGAAGAUCAGUAUCAAAAGACGUCCCGACAACGGCAAAGUCGAGCCCUUGCUCUUGCACAUCGAGUUUAAGUUCUGCAAAGGGUUUUGCACCCUAAACUUAAACCGAAACUUGCAUCUUAAGGUUGCUGCAAAGACCCUUCAUAACGCAUCUUAUAACAGGUAUAAAGAUGUGAUUCAAAUAGAAUAUGAGGAUACCCAGGUGGCCUGGGUGUGGUCCAAUGGAACUUUGAUGAUCAUCAACGGAAGAAGUGAAAACAUGUUGGCCGAAACCCAAAAGGAUCUGGUUGCCCACCUUAUUGGCAGGAUGAACUUUAAAGCCGAAGCCUCCCACAAGCUCUGGCAUCUACGUCUCUCAUCUUGUGCCUACUAUCCUUGGCAAAUUUCUCUGCCAGACUUUAGUGCUAUUCACGUCCUUUCUCCCAAGCCCAUUACUAAGAUGCACUACGUCUAUUACGUCGAUAAGGAACUGCCUGGAGUGGCAGCUCGAGUUCAUAAGACGGGAAUGAUCCAAGUGUUUGCCAUAAACACGACUGAGGCCGAUAAAAUGCUAGAGAAACUGUAUAUGAUCACAUCGAAUUAUCAAAAUGUGGAUAUUAAUCCGAAUGACCUAAUAUCUGGACUAGAAACUUUAAAAACCGAAUAA